This is a messenger RNA of Dendroctonus ponderosae (mountain pine beetle), 496 nucleotides long. RefSeq names its product high affinity cationic amino acid transporter 1-like. NCBI's taxonomy places the organism in Eukaryota, Metazoa, Arthropoda, Insecta, Coleoptera, Curculionidae. The transcript has 3 exons. Gene Ontology annotation, cellular component: plasma membrane. Gene Ontology annotation, biological process: transmembrane transport; amino acid transport. The record is from RefSeq and is a predicted model, not a curated record. Gene Ontology annotation, molecular function: amino acid transmembrane transporter activity. Bases 54 to 479 code for a protein of 141 amino acids.
GCGCAGCUUUGCCAGAUGCGUUUUCCUUGGCCGGUUUGCCCUGGGUGAAAUACAUGGUGUCUUUAGGCGCAAUCUGUGGAAUGACCACCACUCUGUUUGGCUCCCUGUUUGCCCUUCCCAGAUGUAUGUACUCAAUGGCCAUUGAUGGACUACUUUUUGGGUUUCUUGGCAAUGUGAACAGCAAAACUCAAAUCCCACAGGUGAAUUUAGUGAUUUCGGCAUUUGCAUCCGCAGUCAUUGCGCUUCUAUUUGACCUGGAAAAACUGGUUGAAUUCAUGUCGAUUGGCACUCUUUUGGCUUAUACCAUCGUGAGUGCCAGCGUGAUCAUUUUACGGUAUCGACCCACAUAUGAAAUAGCUGCAAGCAAACCGCUGACGUCGCCAGGCUCGCAAAUAUCCGCCUCAACUUCAGAACUUACCACUCCAGCUUCAGAGCUGAUCAAUUUAACUGGAACGCUACGCGUACAGUACAGCUGGUAAGCGACUUGCUUAAUGUA